AUGCCGAACCCUAUCCGCGAAGACCUCGCCACGGUGGACGAUAGUUCUUUCCCCUAUGUCUUCGAGCAGAAUGUCACAAUUCCCCUGAAAGAUCAAUCUGGCCUUGUGCGCUGCAACGUUUACCGCCCCAAAGAAUUGGAGAAGGCGCCCGUGCUGGUGACCUACGGCCCCUACGGAAAGGAUAUCCCCUAUGCAGACUUCCACCCUCAGUCGUUUAGUGAAGUCAAUCCAGAGCAUCGCUCAGAGCACUCAGCAUGGGAGACACCCGAUCCCCUUUUCUGGACCCAAAAUGGAUACGCCGUGGUUCGAGCGGACGAGCGGGGAACUGGCCAGUCGCGCGGCAAGCUGGACACCAUGUCUCGCGAGACCAGCGAGGCCUUCUUUGAUGUGGUGGAGUGGGCGGCCGAGCAACCAUGGUCUACAGGAAAAGUCGGCUUGCUUGGUAUUAGCUACUAUGCUGGAAGUCAAUGGCGAGUCAGCGCCCGCCAGCCCAAGGGCUUGAGUUGCAUUAUUCCCUGGGAGGGUAUGUCUGACUAUUACCGCGACCGUUGUCGCCACGGCGGUAUUCUUUCCAACAAGUUUAUCAAGUUCUGGUGGGAUCGUCAGGUCGUAUCGAACCAAUACGGACGCCCCGGUCGAGCAGCACGUAACUGGGGCCCCGAUACCAUCGAGGGUGAUCUCUCCGAGGAGGAACUGGAGGCCAACCGUCAAGACCAGACGAUCGACAAUGUCAACAACCAUUUCCGGGAUGAUGUAUACUAUGCUAGCAAGGAGUACACCAUGACCGAUAUUCAGGUUCCUCUUCUCUCGGUCGCCAAUUGGGGUGGUAUCCUCCUGCAUCUUCGCGGCAACGUCGAGGGGUACACUCAAGCCGGCAGCGAACUCAAGUACCUGCGCUUCAUCACGGGCCGUCACGAUCUGCCUUUCUACUACAAGGAGGAAGUUGAGGUGCAGCGGAGUUUUCUGGAUGCUUUCCUGAAGGGCGAAGAUCGCGCUGGUUGGGCGGACGGCACUGCUCCCAAGGUUGAUGUGGUCCUCCGCAAGGGCGAUGUUGGUUUCAACAACGCCGAAGCCGAGAAGCAGUACCCGCGCCGACAGGAGAAUGAGUGGCCUAUCGCACGCACCCAGUAUACUCGUUACUACCUGAAUUCGAAGCAGGAGCUGGUGACGGAAGCCCCCAAGGAAAGACCGACCAAGAUCACGUACCGUGCUCUAGGCAACCUCGACGAGCCACAGCUGGUGCAGUUCACGACGGCACCAUUCGGGCAGGAAACGGAAAUCACCGGUCACAUCGUGGCCCACCUCAACGUAUCGAUGAGCCCAGAGCCCGGGCGUCCGACGCCCAGAGAUAUCGACCUGUUCCUGACACUGCGUCAUAUCUCCCCGGAGGGCAAAGAGGUCUUCUACACCGGCACAGCAGGGGAUCCGGUCCCUCUCUGCAAAGGCUGGCAGCGAGUCAGUCUGCGCAAGAUCAACGCGGAGCACCCGCGCAACCGGCCUUGGCUGCCCCAUCGCGACUAUUAUUCCACCGAUGUGCUGCCGGUGGUUCCGGGCGAGGUGUACGCGGUGGAUGUGGAGGUGUGGCCGACCAACGUGGUGGUGGAGAAGGGAGGGAAGAUUGUUUUUGAGGUGUCCUCGGGGGAUACGCAGGGGUCCGGUCUGUUCCAGCAUAAUUCGCCUGUCGACCGCUCAAGUAGUGGCAUCUUCGCUCGAUCCCUAUACAAUCUCCAAUUUCCUCAUACUUGUCUUGAACAGAUCCAACAGCCAACCGCACAAUUCCAUUACUACUACAACCAAACCCAGCCUACCAAACCACCACCACCACCACCACCACCAACAACCCCUUUCUUUCCUUUUCAACCUCCCAAAUCUCGAAAACCAAAAACACAAGCAACAAUGGCCACUGCAACCCCCCCAAGCACCACGGCCCCCAAAAACAUCCGCCCCCUCAACCGCUACAUCACCACCCACUCCCCGACCACGGGCCAGGCGAUCUUCUCCACCGCCCUGCCCGAGACCAUGCCCAUCCAGCAGAUCAACGACUCCGCGGGCGCCCAGUUCUCGCUCGCGUACACCACCGACACGUUCCCCGUGGACCUGACCGCCGACCGCGACAUCCCCGCCUACAACCACUACCUCACCCACCCCCCCGGCAUCACGAUCAGCACGGGCACCGUCUGCCGGAUCGUGGACAUGCCGCCGCAUGCGCUGAGCCCCAUGCACCGCACCGUCUCGCUGGACUAUGGGGUCGUGCUGGAGGGCGAGGUCGAGUUGGUGCUGGACUCCGGGGAGACGAGGCUGCUGAAGCGCGGGGAUGUGGCCGUCCAGCGCGGCACGAACCAUGCGUGGCGGAACGUGACCCCGGAUGCUGUGGGGGAGGAUGGGGUGAGGGUGGAAGGCUGGGCGCGCAUGUUGUAUGUGCUUGCGCCGGCGAGGGGGGAGGGGUUGCUGGAGGAUGUGACGGGGAUUGAGGUCAGGGGGAGUACUUGA
Molecule: messenger RNA, 2490 nt
Organism: Aspergillus fijiensis CBS 313.89
Lineage: Eukaryota; Fungi; Ascomycota; Eurotiomycetes; Eurotiales; Aspergillaceae
Product: alpha/beta-hydrolase
Exons: 2
Coding region: 1-2490 (829 amino acids)
Molecular function (GO): dipeptidyl-peptidase activity
Source: RefSeq, a predicted model, not a curated record